Penicillium verhagenii is the source of this 2748-nucleotide messenger RNA. RefSeq lists its product as uncharacterized. The record is from RefSeq and is a predicted model, not a curated record. Gene Ontology annotation, molecular function: hydrolase activity. The transcript has 2 exons. NCBI's taxonomy places the organism in Eukaryota, Fungi, Ascomycota, Eurotiomycetes, Eurotiales, Aspergillaceae. The coding region runs from base 1 to 2748 and encodes 915 amino acids.
AUGCCAUUACACACGGUCGCACUCGGGGCGGCUUUAACCCCAACAGUCAUUCAAACUUUUAUUUCUCAUUAUCUGCAUCGCAAAUCCCACCACAAUAAACCUACCGUUCAUAUCACCUACGAUGAAGGAAUUCAGAUUAUUCGUCAAUUCCUGUACUAUUCUUCAAAGCACCCCGUCGAAGAUAUCCAAGCCUUUACACGUCAGUCCGUUCCAAGCCCGCAUUGGGUAAGAUCAGAGACCGUCACCAUCCCAAAGGAGCACUUGGCCGUAGCAGCGGAUGUGCUUUUAAAGCAAUUGGGUCCCAAAGGUAUCGUGCGUGUCGGUGGACAGAAAUGGUGGCAAUGGCGAGGUCCUUCGGAGGAUCUUCAGGGGGAUUGGAUUGAGAUGCGAAGUCAGUACAAUGAGAGCAAAAAGGCCAAUGUACGCUGCAAUCGCAUCAUGCUGUACGUGCACGGUGGAGCCUACUUCUUCGGAAGUGUCGACACGCACCGAUACAUGCUGCAGCGUCAUGCGCGCAAAUUAAAGGGUCGUGUUUUUGCGCCGGAUUAUCGCCUUGCCCCACAGUAUCCCUUCCCCUGUGGCUUGCAGGACUGCAUGGCAUCCUAUCUAUGGCUCUUAGAGACAUAUGACCCCAAAGAGAUUAUUUUGGCGGGUGAUUCUGCUGGCGGUGGAAUGGUCUUGUCUAUGCUGGUCAUGAUGCGCGAUCAAGGAAUUGCUCUCCCUGCCGGCGCCAUUCUUAUUUCGCCGUGGGUUGACUUGACUCACUCUUUCCCAAGCAUUGUUGAGGAUAACCCGGGCGAUUACAUCCCUCCAUGUGGUUUUAGAUACAAGCCUUCCACCGCAUGGCCACCGCCUAACGCCGAUGAGUUGCUCAAAAUCAAAGCUCUGUCACGCAAAGAGUCUGUCACCGCCAAAGACAUCGAAGAGACAGUCCCAACGGCAAACAGCCAGUCCGGAGAUACCGCUGUCCGUGGAUACACCUUGCAUGAUGAUGUAGUGCCCGAUGCAGGACCUGCUUAUCCCGGGCAGCAGCAGAAUUCGGAUCCCCAAACCCUUCACGGCGAGCCUGAUAACAUCCACGUCAUUAUGGAUGGGAAGACAGUUGAACUCAAAGAUCAGAUUCAGAUGUAUGCUACCAAUCAACUGAUCUCUCACCCUCUGGUGUCGCCAGUUCUCCAGCCUUCUCUUGGUGGCCUGCCACCUCUCCAGAUUCUAAGUGGCGGCGGCGAGAUGCUACGUGAUGAGCAAUUCUAUGUUGCCCACAAGGCAGCCAAUCCAGCAGCAUACCCACCCAGCGAUGUUUACCUGGACGAGCAUGAUCCAGAACGAGAAAUUCUGCACAAGUAUGAGCCGACAUACGUGCAGUUCCAAGUAUGGGAUAAUCUCUGUCAUGUUGCCCCUACCUUGAGUUUCACCCGGCCCGCAAAGUACAUGUUUCGGGCAAUUUCUCAAUUUGGAUCCUGGGCACUCGCUCGUGCACAAAAUGCUGAGGUUGAGAUCGUGGAUGAAGAACUGCUCUCUCCAAUAUCAUCCAGUGGUACAGAAAGCUCUGAGAGUCCCCGGGGUAUGCCUGGCUCGGGAAAACCAAGAACAGACACAGGCAUGUCAUUCGUUGGUAAGGCUGGUGAUCCGCUACCAGCCUUUCAUGAACAUAUGAUCCGUGAACGGGUCGACAAGCGUGGGCGAACUUACCCACUCAAUCCACCAUCAUCCUAUCCCGUUCUGGACAUCCCACCAGCACAGGUCGGGGCGAUCAACCCAGAGCUUAUCCGUAAAUGGCUGGGUGCAAAACACGAGUGGGAUCUGAAAUUUUCUAAAGAAAAGCUCAAGGUCCAGGGCCGACGCAUUAAAGAGAUGUCACAUGGUUUCCAGGACUUUGAAGGUGAAUAUCCGUCACCAAGUUCCUUGGCAGCCCGCCGCGCUGCUCCGGGUGUACUUCCUAAGCGUCAUGCUAAGAAGAAUUAUGGCAUGAUUCUCUGGAGUGGUUGGGGCAGCAAGCAUGACGAACGUACCAUGGAGCGAGAAAAGGACGCUGAGAAAUCCGGUCGGCGGUCAACUCGUGCGAGCGUGGAUGCCGGCCAAGCAGGUCAAUGGUCCAGCGAGCCUGCAAAGAAUCCUCGGCCAGAUCCCACGAACCGAAAGUCAGUUGCCACGAACUCCAUGUCAAGUGGUGCUGCUGCGAUAACCUGGGAUGCUGCGAAUGAACAGAAGCCGACAAUUAAUGGGGGCCCCUAUGUAGAUGGGGAUUCGGCUUCUCUUCGGCCCAAAUCGGAGAAUAACGGUGGUCCAAUCCUGGUCCUUCCAGGGGUGGACAAUAGCAAGUUCAACGAAGAAAACGCAAGUACAAGGGCACUAUUCCAUGCAGCAGGGACUCUUCCCAUGAGAUCCGAUGUCUCUCUACCGUACCUCAGGGGCCGGCCCUCGUCCGUUGGAGGGUCGGUAGCUGGUCGAAGCGAAUUUUUGUCUGAUGCAGGCGAGGACACCAGCACUCUUGGCGGUGGCGAUGCAGUGAGUGGUAUUGUUGCCCACGAUGCUGCCAGCACACGCGCUGUUCUUUCAGCUAGAGGUGUCAUCGGAGUACUCAAUGGUGGGGACAGUGCUCGAGCAUCUACUGAUACUUCAUCUCUGCGCCCCUACCUCCCAGAUGGCGAUGCACACUCGAAUGGCAAAAUCGGCGGGGACUCAAUCUCCCGUCGGCCAGAGAUGCCCGACAGAGAGGAUUUCAAAACCGCAAGUGAACAGCUUUAA